GACCCUCCACAAAGGUUGAAGUCCUGCUGCUCAACGGAAGAAAAAUUCAAACUCAGUUAUCUGGAGUAGAGAAAGGUUCACAGGACUAUUCUAGCACAUUAUUCUAGCCUAUAAUUUUCUAUUCAUCUUCUAUUUCUCUCACUUUGUGUGCGAAGUGUAAAGAUGUCAACAGCAUUAGAGGUGACUGGAUUCUUCAUGUGUUUGAUCGGCUGGGUGAUGACUGGCCUUGCUGUGGCUAAUGACUACUGGAAGAUAUCUAGUGUGCAAGGCACUGUAAUCGUUUCAAACCGCCUCUAUGAGAAUCUAUGGCAUGCCUGCGGCGAGGACAGCACUGGAAAGGCCAACUGCCAAGACUUUCAAUCCAUGUUAGCCUUGCCAGUUCAUAUUCAAGCAUGUCGAGCAUUAACUAUCAUCGCUCUGAUCAUGGGGCUGGUCGGUAUAAUUUUAUCUACCAUGGGGCUGAAGUGCAUUAAAUUUGGGACAAAAACAGAUGAGGCAAAAGGCAAGACAAUGGUCAUUGGUGGCAUUAUCUUCAUCAUUGCAGGUCUUUGCACUAUGGUGGCUGUAUCUUGGUACGCUACACGGAUUGUUCAAGAAUUCAAUGACCCCUUCUACGGAGGCGUCAAAUUUGAGCUGGGUAGUGGUCUCUAUAUAGGUUGGGCUGGUGCAGGGCUGUGCAUCCUGGGUGGUGCAUUCCAGUGCAGUGCCUAUAAAAGAGCCUCUCAAGCGAAAGACAAAGGGGCAUACUACCCAGGUGGAAAGCCAAAGACAAUCUAUACUCCCGCUCCAUCUACUGCAGAGACGUCAAAAGCUUACGUUUGAGACACCAGGGUCACCCAUAUUAACAAGGCUGAACUUUUGUUACGUUGAUGUUUGUUUUACUCAAUUAUGUUUUUACUACUUUUUUUUAGGGACAAAAUUAUGACAAAUGUAAAGAUCACUUAAAUUAUCAUGAAUGCUGAACUUCUGGAAUAAAAUAUGUUCUCUGAAUUAAGAUAUCUAGAUAUUGGUAACACUUUACAAUAAAGGUCCGUUAGUUAACAUGUUAGUUACAUUAUUAGUUACUAGUUAACAUGAACUAAUAAUGAACUGCACGUAUACAGCAUUUAUUGAUCUUUGUUAAGGUAAUUUCAACAUUUACUAAUACUUUGUUAAAAUCGUGUUAAAAUUAGUCAUGUAACUAAUUUUAACUAAUGAACUUUAUUGUAAAGUGUUAUCUAAAUAGUUUGCCUUGGUGUUUAGACUUGUGUUUUUAUGUAAAGGGGAGACUAGGGAAAGCUUUUUACAGCAUAGAAUAUUUCUCAUUGUAGGUUCAUUUUUAAAUGUAAUUUCUCUAUGGGAACUUACAUUACACAAUGGCUACAGAAAUCACAUGAUAGAUGGCAGGGCAUGUUGUUGCAUUGUAUUUGGUAUUUGGGACUGGCCAUUAAAUGGCCUUUCAUAUGUUCUGCAAAGUUUAAAUAAAACAAUAAAGACUUUAAAAAACAAACAAUAAAGACACAAUUAUCAUAAUGUA
Pimephales promelas (fathead minnow) is the source of this 1516-nucleotide messenger RNA. RefSeq names its product claudin 15-like a (gene cldn15la). Lineage: Eukaryota; Metazoa; Chordata; Actinopteri; Cypriniformes; Leuciscidae. Gene Ontology annotation, cellular component: membrane; bicellular tight junction. Gene Ontology annotation, molecular function: structural molecule activity. The record is from RefSeq and is a predicted model, not a curated record.